AUGGCCCUGCGUCUGAGGAGUAGCAAGGAUGUCAAGAAGAGCUCGUACUACGUUUGGUACCUGGGCGCGAGGGAGGCCAAGGGGGUGGACGCGAUGCCCGGUGCCAUAGCUUACCUGCUCGAGCGAGAACGGCUUCAGGAGCCUUUCAAGGUCACGCUACAGGUGAGCAACAAGGGGUUGAAGAUUAUACAGACGGUCCAUCCUGGCGGUUCGACGAGGUCGGCCGUAAAGCAUUUAGUGCCUGGACAUGCGGUAUUGGCGGCUGUGCCUACGAACAAUCCAGUUCACGUUCACGCUUACAGAUGCGACUCCGUCGAAACAGCCGAAUUGUUAGGGGGCCAGUUGAAAGCACUGGCGUCACACACGGACAAUUUGGCCAGGGUCAACUCGCUGGAAGGCAGGGCCCGUAGUAAUUUAGGCAGCGACGGUAGGAGCACCAGGGAAUCGGAGUCAUCAGAGGGCAGCGGCGAGCUCAGACACGAUUCCGUGCAAACGACCACGAUAUACGAGUCCCUGGCUGCGGAGUUGCGUGCCAAGCUCGGCAGAGGCAACUCAGGGGACAAUGACGUGGGCCCGAUUCUUCUGCCCCCGCGGGAUUACGAUACGAUGCACAGACACCGUGGCAAUCUGGCCGGGAUAGAGUUCAGACGUUGCCUGAAUCAAACGAUCGUAGGUGGUAGUACUACGGUUGACAGAGGCGGCACGAGGAGCGCGGCCAGCAGUGGAAUUGGCUCGGACAGCGCCGCGACGCCUCCGCCCUAUCAGAGCCAUCAUCCUCUUGGUCCAAGACCUUCGAGACCUUCCAGAGAUUCGUCCUCCGACGACGACUGGGGAGCGCCAACAGAGGAGAACGAUUACCUGCCAGAGCCAGAGACGACAGGGACCAGUUUAACUCUGCCCAGAUUACCAAGAAGCCCGGAAAGAUUGCCAAGCCAGAUGAGUAGAGGCGUUUCACCAGGUUGCAACAGAAGUCGCAGAGCCCCGGAAUUCCGGCAGCGGUCACCCAGCCCCCAAUACCAACCAAGAGUAAACCCUGGCGAGGUGACCAGCCCCAGAGAGAGAUUCCAGGAUGCCAAGGAGAUGUUCAGAGCCAUGGAGAGAGAGGCUAUCGCCAGGCCUGUCCUUUCGAGGCAGAGAGAAGUUGAAAGUCAUCCCGCUCACAGGAUCGAGUCGGUGAGACAGAGCCAUGAGGAGCAGCCUGGCAGGCAGCAUCCGGCGAGCAACAGUUCAACGAUCGGCCACGAGCACCUGAUCAGACGGAAUCAUUCGGAAGUAUCGGAACGGGAGAACGAUAUUUCUUACAGGGCUCGACCGCGGCCACGAACCCAUCAUUAUGCGAUGGAACGCCCACCAGAGCAAGAGGUCUCGAGGCCUCGGCCGAGAAGCUUCUACGAAAACCCAUCGGUUGGAAGAGACUUCCGAGAUCAAAGGAACGUUGCUGAUCCGAGAGAAGCUCGGGAUUUCCGUGACCGCGCCCACGUGCGGGAGAUACGCGAAAAAGUGCGCGCCAGGACCACCACGUACCAAGAACUCUCUGAACACGAACGAUAUCCAGGUCUGGAUCGCGAUAGCGCCAGACCACCCUUAGAAAUCGUCCCUACACCUGGCAGAUACAGACACAGCUACGCAGAGCCUCCACGAUUGGGCCUUGCAGCCCUUCAUCCCUACUGA
Molecule: messenger RNA, 1671 nt
Organism: Habropoda laboriosa
Lineage: Eukaryota; Metazoa; Arthropoda; Insecta; Hymenoptera; Apidae
Source: RefSeq, a predicted model, not a curated record